CUGGUUACAUGUCUCUACCUUUGACCCAUGCUCCCAGUGGCACGUGCCACAGAAACAGAUUAAAGACACACCUCCAUCUGACGGAUCCACAGACCCAGGUGCUUGAAGACAGGUAGAGACAGGGACAGACCUACCGCUUCCAUAUUACUCUCUCGGCCGACUGAAAGGAUGUCAGGAGAUUACUUUGGAUUUUCCUACAUCAGGAAAGCACCCAGAAAUGGCACUAAUACGGUGCUUAACAACCCAGCAGAUAUUUCUGUCAUUGUGAUUUAUUUUGUGGUUGUGCUGGCCGUUGGGGUCUGGGCUAUGGUACGGACCAACCGGGCCACAGUGGGUGGUUUCUUCUUGGCUGGGAGGAGUAUGGUGUGGUGGCCGAUUGGAGCAUCCCUCUUUGCCAGUAAUAUAGGCAGUGGUCACUUUGUGGGAAUCGCAGGCACAGGUGCAGCAGCAGGUAUAGCGAUUGGUGGAUUUGAAUGGAAUGCUCUUAUCGUCGUGGUCAUUCUGGGAUGGCUGUUUGUACCCAUCUACAUUAAAGCUGGGAUUGUGACAAUGCCUGAGUAUCUGAAGAAAAGAUUUGGAGGCCAGCGUAUCCGCAUCUAUCUGUCUGUGCUGUCUCUCUGCCUGUAUGUGUUCACCAAGAUCUCAGCAGACAUGUUCUCUGGAGCAAUAUUUAUCAACCAGGCUCUAGGUCUGAAUAUCUACGUAGCUGUUAUUGCGCUGCUUGCAAUUACUGCGUUAUACACAGUCACAGGUGGAUUGGCUGCUGUGAUCUACACAGACACCUUACAGACAAUCAUCAUGAUAGUUGGAUCAUUUAUACUCAUGGGAUUUGCCUUUAAUGAAGUGGGAGGUUAUGAGCAGUUCCAGGAGCGCUACAUGACAGCAGUGCCCUCCAUCACCACUAACAUCAGUGAGAAAUGCUAUGAGCCUCGUGCAGAUUCUUUCCAUAUUUUCAGAGAUGCCAUCAAAGGUGACCUGCCUUGGCCCGGCCUGGUAUUUGGACUCACUAUUCAGGCCACCUGGUAUUGGUGCACAGAUCAGGUUAUUGUGCAGCGUUGCCUUUCUGCCAAAAGCUUGUCCCAUGUUAAAGGAGGCUGUAUCCUGUGUGGUUAUCUGAAGCUGCUACCCAUGUUUCUUAUGGUGUUCCCUGGCAUGAUCAGCAGGAUCCUUUAUCCAGAUGUCAUUGCAUGUGUUGAUCCAACAGAAUGUACAAAAUAUUGUGGGGCCAGUGUGGGAUGCACGAACAUUGCAUAUCCUAAACUAGUGGUGGACCUGAUGCCUAAUGGUUUGCGUGGUCUGAUGUUGUCUGUCAUGCUGGCCUCCCUCAUGAGCUCACUCACCUCCAUCUUCAACAGCGCCAGUACUCUCUUUACCAUGGAUAUUUACACCAAGAUACGCCGCUCGGCCAGUGAGAGGGAGCUCAUGAUUGCUGGCAGAGUUUUCAUUUUGGGUCUGAUUGGUGUGAGUAUUGCCUGGAUCCCAGUGGUGCAGAAUGCUCAGAGUGGCCAGCUCUUUGACUACAUUCAGUCUAUCACCAGCUACCUGACUCCUCCAGUGGCAGCUGUCUUCAUGCUGGCCAUCUUCUGCAAACGUGUCAACGAGCCUGGUGCCUUCUAUGGUCUGACAAUCGGCCUGGCCAUUGGUCUGUCUCGAAUGAUUGCAGAGUUUGUCUAUGGGACGGGCAGCUGUGCAAACCCCAGUAACUGCCCCACCAUCAUCUGUGGGGUCCACUAUCUGUACUUUGGCAUCAUUUUGUUCACAACAUCUUGCAUCCUCAUUUUGGGAAUAUCUCUUAUGACCAAACCCAUCGACGACAAGCAUUUGUAUCGUCUCUGCUGGAGUCUGCGGAACAACACAGAGGAGAGGAUUGACAUUGAAGAUGACGACUGGGUUGACAAUCGAGAUGACAAGAAUGGAAUGGAAAUAAAGGACAACAAAUAUGAAGAGGAAAAGCCUGGUUUGUGCAAGAGGGCCAUAUUGUGUUUCUGUGGCCUGGAACAGCAGACGGAGACUGUCAAACUCAGCCCAGAGGAGGAGGAGGAGAUGAAGAGGAAACUCACAGACACCUCCGAAGUACCACUAUGGAGGAACGUGGUCAACGCCAACGCUCUCAUCCUGCUCUGUGUCGCUGUCUUCUUCCAUGGGUUUUAUGCUUAAAGGGGCUAUUAAUUUAUUUGAAUG
Messenger RNA from Periophthalmus magnuspinnatus, 2181 nucleotides. It is a transcript of the gene slc5a1, whose product is annotated as solute carrier family 5 member 1. The coding region runs from base 169 to 2157 and encodes 662 amino acids. The transcript is spliced from 15 exons. The record is from RefSeq and is a predicted model, not a curated record. Gene Ontology annotation, biological process: transmembrane transport; sodium ion transport. Gene Ontology annotation, cellular component: plasma membrane. Gene Ontology annotation, molecular function: D-glucose:sodium symporter activity. NCBI's taxonomy places the organism in Eukaryota, Metazoa, Chordata, Actinopteri, Gobiiformes, Gobiidae.